Messenger RNA from Daktulosphaira vitifoliae (grape phylloxera), 3199 nucleotides. Its product is annotated as repetitive organellar protein-like. The record is from RefSeq and is a predicted model, not a curated record. NCBI's taxonomy places the organism in Eukaryota, Metazoa, Arthropoda, Insecta, Hemiptera, Phylloxeridae.
UUUAUAUCUAAAGAAGUAUUGUGAAAAUAAAUGUGUUAUUUUUAUUAUGUUGCCACAGUGACUAACUAUUAACUUUAAUAAACUUCAUUGAAAAAAUUAAAAAAUAAAAACUUAGAAUUUUCAUUAAAUAUUUAUCAUGGAAGUUAAUUCAACACAUGAAAUAUAUCAUAAAGAACUUGAACGUAUUUGUGAAAAGCAUAGAACUGAACUAGAUGAAAUUGAAAAAAGACAUCGUGAUGAAAUAAAACGAAUAUUUACAGAAAAUAACAUAGAAAUUUCUAAAUUGAAACAAAAUCUUAGAUCGGAAUAUCAAAAAGAAUUGGAAAAGAUAAAAGAAAUUCAUGAACAGGAAAUUGAAGAACUUAGAAAUCAAUUUGAAAGUCACCUAAAUGGUUUAAAAGAUUGUGACCUAGAUAUGUUAACUAAACGUAUUGAAGAAGAUAUUACAAAAACACAAGCUAAACACAAAAAAAUUGUUUCAUAUUUGAUUAAUGAAAUAAACAAAUUAAAAAAAGAGUUAAAUAAACAAAAGUUUGAUUAUGAACAAUUAUUAAUAAAAUAUUUAAAAUUUGAGCACAAAAAUGACAAAAUGGAAAUACAGCCCGACAGUAAAGUGUCUUCUAUUAGUUCUAAUAAAAUAUGCAAUGGCAUUAUUGAAAAUGAAAAUUUAAUAUCAUUAUAUCAAAAAGUUCAAGAAAUAAUCAAAAAUUGUGAAAAUUUGACACCAUUCCAGUCUGUCCUUGAACAAUAUUUCACCAAGUGUGUCAAAACGAUAGCUGAAUUAAAAAAGGAAAAAGAUCUAAUUCAACAAGAUAUGCUACAAGAACCUAAUCGGUUAAGAAGCUUAUUUGAAGAACAGAAUCAAACUGAUACUUCUGAAUUUAUUGAUACUGAAAUAAUUAUCAAUAAUAUAAGAAUACAACUUAAAGAUUUAGAGAAAUCAAUUUCUAAACGUAUAAAAGAACUAGACUCAUACUGGGUGACUGAUGAAUAUAAUUCGCCUGCUUCUGAAGAUAUAUCUGUCGCUGAACGAUGUGAAUUACGCAAUAAUAUCAGCUUAGAAAAAAAUAGUUCUCCAAAUCGGAUAGUUGCCUCAUUAGAUGAUGUUUUUAUGAGAAUACAAGAACGUUUAAACAGACUUUUCAAAUCUGAAGAAGCUAUUUUAAAACACGAAUCUGAUCAAAAUUUAUCAACUAAGCAGCUUAACAAACAAAUAAAAGAUUUAGAAUCUGAAGUAAAUAUUCUGAGAACUAGAUUAGCAGAAAAAAAUGAUCAAUUAACAACUGCUAAAAUGAAAAUUGAUGAUCUAAGAUUAAUUAAAAAUAGUGAUGUAGAUUCAGCCACUUCAUUAUUACACGAUACUAUAGCUAAAUUAACAGCAGAACAUAAGCAAUGUACAUUAGCAAUAGAAGAUAAAAAUAAUGAGAUCACUAAAUUAAAUGAUUUGACAAACCAUCUUAAAAAUAUGCUUUCAACUUAUGAAUCCAAACUGGUAGAAAAAGAAAACAUUGAUCCAAAUACAAUAAAAAGCUUAGAGUCAAAAGUUGUAAAACUUGUUGAAGAAAAUAUGAACUUACAGGAUGAUAUGAAAUUACUUUUAACCAAUACUAAAAUGGAACUAGAAGAAAAAAAUGCUGUAAUAAAAGUGAUGGAAAAAGAUACUGAAUUUAUGGAAAAUCGGAUUAAAACUUUGGAAGAAGACAUUAAAUUAUUAUACUCAGACAAGACCUCAUUAGAGCAACAUAUUGAAAGCUUAAAAGAAAAUAAAAAUGUGUUAACUAAUAAAUUGUAUAAUGCAUUGUCAGAAAUUGAAAAAAAACAAGAAACAUUAAAGGAACUUGAAACUUUAGGUGUAAAAUUAAGAGCUGAAAUUCAGCCAUUAGAAUAUAUGAAAAAUACUUUAGAAAAAAAACUUGAGUCUUUUAAAGAAUAUAAUAAAAUACAGUCUGAAAAAAUUGAGUGUUUAGAAAGUAUCAACAAUGAACUUUUAAAUGAAUAUAAUAUCUUAAAAGAGGACCAAAAAAUUUUGGAACAUACAAAAUCCUUAAAAGAAGAGAAUACUAAUCUAAAAAAUGAAUUGUUAAAAACUGAAAACUUUAAAAUAGAAUUAAGUGAAAAAAUAGAAAAAUUAAAUUAUGAGUAUGAACAACUAAAAAAUGAAAAUGUUAAACUAAAAGAAAAAAUUGAAGAUUUAAAGUUGAACAAUAUACAUGCAAAAAAUGAACUAAAAAAAGUUGAAGAAUUGCAUGAAAAUGAAUUACAAGGUUAUCGUAAUUUACUAGCAGAGGCACAAGAACAAAAACACAAGAUGAAUAUGGACUUUUUAAAACAAAUUGAAGAUUUAACAAGUCACACAGAAGAUCAUAAAUUAUUAAUGGCUCAUUUAAAAAAUAAAGAUUAUGAAAUAACAAAUACAACAUUUUCUGAUCUAGAUUCUGAUAAAACUUCUCCAGAUUUGGUAAAUAAUUCAAUGACAGUACUUGAAAAAAAUCUAGAGUACGAACGUAAAAAAAACAACGAGUUACAACAUGAAAUAGAAGAUAAAGAAAUAGAAAUUAAUUAUCUAAAAAAAUACCAAGAAGAACUGUUUAAAAAAGUACUUGGUGAAAUAAAUCUUAAUGCAGAUUUAAAAAUCAAUAUUAUAAAAAUGGAAAGCUAUAUCAAAGAUUUAGAAAGUAAAAUAAAUGAUGAAAAAACAAAUAAAGAGGAAAAUCACAUUAUUGAGAAAUUGAAUCAACAAUUAAGAUAUGUUAUGAAUAAAUUUAAAAUUUUGGAACAAGAGUUAAGUGAAACUAUUGAUUUAAAUGAAAAAUUAGACAGUGAAUUAAAUAGAAUUUUAGAAAUUAAGGAAGAAAUGGAUCAAAAAUUAGCAGAAGCCUACAGAAAAAUUGAUGAACUUAUAUCUAGUGAAAAUAAGAACAGUGUUUUAAUGAAACAAUUAGAAAGCCAGAAUUUAGCUAUUGGACACUUUAAACAACAAUUAGAAAGUGCAGAAAAAGUUCUAUUAGAUCAAAAGACUCGAGCUGAACAAGAUAAUCAAGUUUUUAAAUUGAAGGUUUUAGAACUUCAAAAACAACAACAAAAUAAACAAAAAUACCAAGAAAUUUCAAAAGACUAUGAAACUUUAAAAUUAAGUGGAAUCCAGGAAACUGAUGUCAAAUUAUAUUUUUAUUAAUAUAAUGUUAUUGGAAAAUGUAUA